AUGGCACCGAACCAGGCGAUUGCGGCUGCACCGCUGACCUGGCGCCGCAUCUGCUUCGCUCUCUUCUCGUACGCGCUCUUCUUUACAGACAUUCCUCGGAGCGGACUCGGCUACGAGACGCUGCCAUACCCCCUCUACUCGCAAGUGACCGAGACCAUCUACUCCAACUGGGGGCCGUACGACUAUAAGAUCAUUGAUAUUGCGCGCGAUAUCACUGGCUCGCUCGUUGCGUCGGACGGGUCCGCCACUGUUUCAGGCGCUACAAUCUGGAGCUACAAGCACGAUACGUGUUCGAUUGGCUUGCGCGCACUUGUACAACACUUUCAGAUUCCUGGCUGGGAUCCGUGUUUGCUGUACGCAAGAGCAUGUGCCAGCGACGCUGUCGUCAAUGCCGCGUCGCUCUUCAUCAUGCUAGACAAUGUCAUCGCGACGAUUGCCGCGCUCGACGACGACGGCGCGUCACUCCGACUGCAGUACAUGUACAACGACGUGAUCCGCGACACGAUGUCGGUCACCAACGCCUUUAUGAACCGCGAACUGCGCACCGUGCGGGCAUAUCAUCUCGCAUCGCCCAGCGACCUCUGCGACCCGCAUCGCCGGCGAAAGCCGUCCUUUUGCGACAAGGCGUGGGCGAAUUUCUCGAGCCUCGCGCCUCGCACCAGUAUUCAAAGCGUCGCCAAAGCCAUCGAAGCUCGGUUUGCAGCCAAAGUGGCGACCCUCGACAAUGCGCAGCAAAUCGCCGACAUGGUGGUGCUCGAAUGCGCAGCGGACUUUCGCCCGUGGGUCGGCGGCGUCGCGCACACACAGCCCCAGGACUUUGAUCUCGUCACCUUUCUACGUGUGCGCAACUGCUCGACGACCUGCGAAACCGUGUAUAUCGACGACUUUCGGUACGAGGGAUCGCUCUUCCGCACCGACGUCGUCUAUUGGUACCGUCUCGUUCGUCUCCUCCGGCUGCUUGGUCAGAUGUACAAUAUUGUCCGCACAUUGAUGCUCUUUGUCGGGUGCUACGUUGCCUCGGGUCACAAGCUCGUCGCCGCGACGCGUCUCUUUCUGUCGAUACCUGCCCAAGUCAUCAUUUACGGCAGCUGGUUGCCCGUCGCUGUCUUCGCAUUCGCACACGCCAUUGAUAGCGCCAUGGUCUAUUGCGUUGUGUUCCGCGCCUUUUCGACGCUCAACGGCGGCUCCAACUUGAGCGGCACGUACGUAUACUUUCUCAUGCGGACGCUGACGUGUCACAUGCGCAACCUCUGGGUCUUCUCGGUGCUCACAAAGACGCUACUGUACAGCUCGACGCCGGUUCGAACCCAGCACCUCCUCGGGUUUCGCGGCUACGUGCUCGCGCUGAUAUCGUUUUUGGCCAUUUUCUUCGACGUGCGGCUGCUCUUGGUUCGAAAUACCAACGUCGUCACGCACACGCGGAUCGCACCGAGCCAGACCGUGCAGCUGAUUCGGUAUCAGCAAACCCUGCCGACCAAUAGCCGCCUCUGGGGUCUCUACCUUGAUGCCACGGGUCUCGUGUUCUCUUUUCUAAUACUACGUGCGAUAUUGCGCCUCUUCGGAGUCUCGCGGCUCCGCGAGCACACGUUCGUACCAUACGCGGCGACGGCAUAUGCCAACACGACGCUCUUCAGCGCCGCGUGGAGCUCGCUUUUUGUCAACCUCGACGAUCCCGUGUCGGUCAAUGCCGUCAUCGCGCCGCACUGGGUCCUCUUCCCAAAGCUAUAUCAGCACGUGCUCAUCAACCUCGUUUGGAUGACCGACCCGAUCGAAUUCGGUAGUCAGUACUGCCGCACCGCCCCCGUCGAGAAUCAACGUGUGUACGUCUACCUCGAAAGGGCUUCGGGCGAUGUCUUCUACCACCCAUGGAGCUUGAACGAGCUCGAAGACGUCGUCGAGGACGUGUCUACCUAUGUGCACAUGCUGCGCUUGGGUCGCCUCUGGAAGCUGCCAUGGAUCGACCGCAUACACUGCAGUUAA
This is a messenger RNA of Saprolegnia parasitica CBS 223.65, 1980 nucleotides long. RefSeq lists its product as hypothetical. The coding region runs from base 1 to 1980 and encodes 659 amino acids. The transcript has 4 exons. The record is from RefSeq and is a predicted model, not a curated record. Lineage: Eukaryota; Oomycota; Saprolegniomycetes; Saprolegniales; Saprolegniaceae.